This is a messenger RNA of Brassica oleracea var. oleracea, 1871 nucleotides long. RefSeq names its product serine/threonine-protein kinase GRIK2. The coding region runs from base 462 to 1706 and encodes 414 amino acids. Gene Ontology annotation, biological process: intracellular signal transduction; protein phosphorylation. Gene Ontology annotation, molecular function: protein serine/threonine kinase activity; ATP binding. Lineage: Eukaryota; Viridiplantae; Streptophyta; Magnoliopsida; Brassicales; Brassicaceae. The record is from RefSeq and is a predicted model, not a curated record. Gene Ontology annotation, cellular component: cytoplasm. The transcript is spliced from 13 exons.
AGGAAAAUAAAAAAGACACAGAAGGGGAGAGAGAGAGAGAAUAUCUCACGACGACGCUCAUUUUCUUCUUCUCCGAUCGAAUCCCCAAAGCCAGUCUGAAUAAGACUUUAUUUCUCAUCUUGACUUUAUUGGCGGUUGUUGAAGCUCUGUAGCUCUUAAUUAACUGUGGGGUCAACGAGUUGUUGUUGCUGCUCCUGAACGUGAAGAAGGAUAUUUAAAAAAACAAAAAAAUUCUUCAUAAGGUUGCAGUUUCAUCACACAUGUCGCGUUUCGAAUGCAGUGGUUAUGAUCUCUCAAGUUCUUCUGUUCAUCUCGCUGAGUGGCAUCCUUUGGAAUAGCUAAACUUCAUCUAUACCCCUUUUCAUCUCUUGGGGUAACUGGUUCUUCUAUUAAAUUUCAGCACUUUAUAUCUUUUAAUCAAGAACACAUAUUGUUUUAAUUUUGGGGGAGGAGAGUGGAUCAUGUUUCGUGAUAAUUUUUGGUUUGCCCGUACCAUGGGUUGCUUUGGAUGCUUUGGUACUUCUUCUACUAGAACCCGACAAUCUCCAGAGCCCUACGACGAUGAUGCAUAUUCGUACUCAUGUGAUAGUGAUGUAACUAGCAUUGUGAGAGGAGAAGACGAGGAAGAUGAUGAGGAAGUUGAGCAGAAGAGCCGCUCUCAACGAUCUGAGGAGAUUUUGAAAUAUAGAUUAGAUAAUGGAUUAAUCUGCAGGCAAAUUCCUGUCAAAGAAACUAAUGAACUUAUCCGUGGAGAGGAUGAAGAUGGUAACAAGAUGAUCAAUGAGUAUGUUCGCGUGUGUAAAAUUGGAUCCGGUAGCUAUGGUAAAGUGGUUUUAUAUCGAAGCACCGUAGAUGGCCAGCAUUAUGCUAUCAAAGCGUUUCACAAGUCGCAUUUAGUAAGGCUAAGGGUUGCACCUUCAGAGACUGCUAUGAGUGAUGUUCUUCGUGAGGUUAUGAUUAUGAAAAUUUUGGAGCAUCCUAACAUUGUUAAUCUCAUUGAGGUGAUAGAUGACCCAGAAACAGAUCAUUUUUACAUGGUUCUCGAAUACAUUGAUGGAAAAUGGGUUUAUGACGGCUCUGGACCGCCGGGUGCACUCGGGGAGAAAACUGCUAGAAAGUAUUUGCGGGACAUAGUUGCUGGCCUCAUGUACCUUCAUGCUCAUAAUGUGAUUCACGGGGACAUUAAACCCGACAAUCUGCUGGUUACUAGUAGUGGUACAGUGAAGAUAGGAGAUUUCAGUGUCAGCCAAGUAUUCAAGGAUGAUGAUGAUCAACUGCGUCGAUCCCCGGGGACUCCGGUCUUCACUGCUCCAGAAUGUUGUUUAGUGUCAGGGGUAACGUAUAGUGGGAGAGCUGCGGAUACAUGGGCAGUGGGAGUAACUUUGUAUCAUAUGAUAUUGGGACAAUACCCGUUUCUUGCUGAUACUCUUCAGGACACCUACGACAAGAUUGUUAACAACCCUUUGACCAUCCCGGAUGGAUUGAAUCCUCUCCUAAGAGAUUUGAUCGAAGGUCUCCUUUGCAAGAAUCCGAGUGAGAGAAUGACACUGAAGAAUGUGUUGGAGCAUCCAUGGGUCAUGGAAGAAGAAGGUCAUGUCCCUGAGUAUAUUUGUUUCUGCAAACGACGUAAUUCUGCCUUAAAGAUUGAGCAAGAAGAAGAAGAAGAAGAAGCUAAUGGGAUCUCUAACAUCUCAGAUGCUAGCUAAAGAAUAGAUGCAGAGAAUGUCAACGUAAAACUUUGCACUUAUUGUUUUUUUCCUUUCUUUAAUAUACUAUAGAUAAGUGUCAUGUUCGUCUUAUGUGUUGUUUUAUAAGUUUUAAAAUGAAUUACGAGUGAUACUUUGAUUUUUAAGGCUCUGAAUUUUUGUUUC